AUGGAAUCGUCUCGCUACAUAAAUACUAAUUACAGCAAUAUCAAUACUUGCUCUUCUAACUUAAAUAAUACUGAGUCUUUUAUUCAGUCACCUACUACAAAAUCAAGAGAAUUAGAUAGAGAAAACAGAAUGCUCCGCAAUCAAAUCAAACAGCUAGAGAAUUCAGUGAAAUAACUGCAUUAAAAUAGUUCAAGAAGGCCGAAGUAUCACCUUAAAGAUGAUAAAUAUGACUUUGGUGAGAAUAUAGAUUAGGAAAUCUAUUCAUCAGAUAAAAGCUCAGAAAAGAAUAAUAAUGAUUUCAGAUCACCUCUUAAUGACAGAUAAAGCGUACUCAUAUAAAAUCUGCAGUCUUCUUUAAGUCCAUAAUAAAAGUAUCAAAAUACUAUUGAGAACUACAAGAACUAGAUUUAGCAUAUGAGAAAUUAUCUAAGAGACUUGGAAACUAAAUCAAUUACUCCUAGCAGGUCUCAAAAUACAAAAAGACUGCUUAAUAAUAACUAGGCAACAACCACUAUUAAUGAUGAUAUGACAACUUAGCCCCAUACUUAGGAGAAAGACAAUUCAUAAGUUCAAAAGCUAAGCGUAAAUGUCAUACCUAUAAAAGGAAACAUUGAAAAUAAGAAUUUAGAACCAUAGUACUGUAGUUUAAGAAGCUCAUAGAAACUAAUAAUUGAAAAUAAAGAGAACUAAUCAUAUACAUUUAAAGAUGAGCAAAACUCUAAAGAUAAUAACUAUAAGAGAACAUAGAAAGAAUUAGACUUUAAGAGUAAUUAUUGGAGAAGAAAAACAUCUCAUCUUAUGAAUGCACAGACUGAUAAUAAAGAAGAUAUCAAAUCUACUUAACUAUCAAUGCAGAAUACACAAGAGUUUAAUCGAAGCAUGAACAAUAGCUAGCUCACAUCACACACAGACAAAUAUCAAAAGGAUGAUUUUAAUCAAACAUAGACUCAACCCUACUAUGAAAGUAAAAAAUUGUAUCAAAAUGAAGGUAGAGGUAGUUAGAGCUUUAAUAAUGCUGAUCUAAAUGAAGAGAUUAAUCAGAGUAAUGACUAUGAAUCAUUCUAUUAUUAGAAAGAAUAACCCAGAGUAUUCCCAGAAAACCUUAGAAUCAAGGAUUCAUCUAUCUAGUUGUACUAUCAAGAAAAUCUACUCUAAAACGAACCCAUCAUAAGUCCUUACUCAAACAGUAAUAACGAUUCAGUUAUUAAUCAUAUAAGUAAUUAACUUACGAAAAAGCAUUCCAAGACUAACAGUAUCCACAGUCAUUAUACUCAUGAUAAAUCUUUGAACUAAACAGGAAAAUUUAAAGAAAGUGGUUAUAACUCUAUUCAUUAAUCUCAAAGAUCAAUAAAUAAAGAAAAUAAUAACAAUAUCAGCAAUGACUAUAUCUUGAAAGAGUUAUAAAAGCUAUAAAAUGAAAACAAGGAACUCAGAGAGUUAGUCUUAUAAGGUAAAGAUCUUAACAAGUAAUAGAUCAAUUAGUAAAGCUAAGAAUUUAGAGUUAAUGAGUAUAAUGAAAGUAUAAAUCAUCAAAGAAGUGGUCCUAUCACACCGUACUAGUAAUAACAGUAAUUCAAUAUGAGUGACCAGCAUAUUCGUAUUCCAUAAAUAACAGACAAAUAAACUUUUGAGACUCUUUAAUCAGAUGAUCACAAGUUGUUGCCAAACUAUUUUAUCAGGCAGGAUGAUUAAUCCUAGAAUAUAACCAUUACCUAAAGAGAUAAUAUCAGAAAUAAUAGUCAUAUUAUGAAAGACUAAGCUAGCAAGCAAAACAUAAGGCAAAGAAGUUCCUCAAAAAGUAGAAUCGCUGAGAAAUCAAAUAAAAAGAAGGUCAAGAAAUGUUAGAGACAUCUUAAGAAUUGUGAAGAGUGCAAGUACUGGAAUACUUAAAUACUAAAAUAUUAAGAUAAGAUUGAUUAGCACCUCAAGGAAGUAGUAUUAAGGAUCAAUCGCAAAAAAGAACUAAAAGAUAGAAAAAAGUCUACUGAUAAAUCUCUCAUCAACAUUACUCCUAGUAAACUAAAUAAAAACAUGAAGAAAUAAGUAAAAAGUCGUGGUAGCUCUGCAAUAGGCAGUAGAUAUACAUCUAUGAGGCAAAAAAGCAAUAACCCAUCAAACUUAACUACAAUUGAGGAUCAAUCUAGAUCAAGAAGAAAGAGUGCUAGCAAAAGAUAGAGAUGCCAAAGAUGUAUCUAAAUGAUAGCAAAUGGAGUUCCCAAUCAUAUUUAACAAAAUAUUUGUGGAUGCAACAAACCAACGAGCAAAGAAAGGUUUGAUAAAAGUGGAAUAUAUUAAUAAAGAAAACCAAGUCGAGAUCUCUCCCCAUAUAACUCAAGUAAAACAAAAAUAAAAUAACAUAGAUUAUGA
Molecule: messenger RNA, 2367 nt
Organism: Stylonychia lemnae
Lineage: Eukaryota; Ciliophora; Spirotrichea; Sporadotrichida; Oxytrichidae
Source: the annotation of a GenBank genome assembly